Echinococcus granulosus is the source of this 693-nucleotide messenger RNA. RefSeq lists its product as hypothetical. NCBI's taxonomy places the organism in Eukaryota, Metazoa, Platyhelminthes, Cestoda, Cyclophyllidea, Taeniidae. The transcript has 5 exons. The record is from RefSeq and is a predicted model, not a curated record. Bases 1 to 693 code for a protein of 230 amino acids.
AUGUCGCGACACUUCAUGCACUCCGCCAAGGGUACGGAUUCCCUACAGCAAUCACUGGAAGUGAGGUCGGUUCGAAGAAGACUAGAUGGUCGCAAUGUUGCCGUGGACUUGCGUCGUCGUCGGUGCUCCCCUCGGUCAACCUCCUGUAUCGGCCAUCACAACGUAGUCGGUGUUGUAAGAAAGGCACCCAAGAACCAACCGUGCCAAUUAUGGAAAUGGCUUGUAACUGAGAAGAUAUUUGACCACAACGUCAGUGACGAGUUGCUGCAGAUCAAUGGUUUCAUGACGGCGGGAAUGUCGUAUCGUCGUGCGGUGGAGAUAAUCCGGGCGGGUGGCAACUUGGUCCGCCCCGCUGCGCUGUCGCCGCUGCCUCUACCUGCGCUCUCCUUCGCACGCUUCCAUCCACUGCCGCCUAUACCGUCUUCAGCCCCCGUGGUGCCGCAGCCACCACCGGCGCCUCCACUACCACCGCCAUAUCUCCGCUCACUGCAGUUCUUUGCCCCUUCAUCCGUGCACAAAUCAUCCAUUGGAUCCCAUCCCCUACUCUCCUCGGCCUCCGCCGCAGCCGUUGCCUCCACCGCACUACCAGAAUGGGGGAAUGAGGAUGCCUCUGGGUUUCCCCUUCUCUCCACCACAUUUCCGCCACCCGUUUCUCUCCUCCUCUCUCCACCUCCCACCAUCACUGAAAUCUAA